GACGGAAGGCUCACAGGGCAGACGCUUUGGAACGGGCAGGUGGGGAGCCCCCAGCAAUGCCCCUGCCCCGCGCCUGAGGACGGCAUGGAGCUGAGAGUUCUCCUCCUGUUGCUGCUCUGCUGCCCAGGUCUCCCAGCCCAAACACCUGAAGCUGAGAUUAGCCAACGGGAAGGAAGCACGUUCUCUAUCGAGUGCCCUUACGCAACACAGCCUGACAACAAGCAACUGAAAGCCUGGUGCCGCCUGAGGAACGCACGAUGCGAGCUUGUAGUGCUGACACUUGCCUCAAUGCAGUACAGAUACUCAGACAGGGCCAGGCAGGGCCACAUUACAAUACAGGAUGGCAACAGGACCGUGUCCAUCACCAUGUCUGAGCUCCAGGUAGAGGACUCAGGCAUAUAUUCCUGUGUGUAUAGCAGCAACUAUGUUCUACUGAAGACCGUCUCGCUGAAUGUUUACAAGGAGUUACACAGGCAGGAGCUGGACGGUCUGUCCGUGCAGUGCCCAUACGGGGCCCUGGGCCACAGCGGGGGAAGAAAAGCCUGGUGCCAACAACGAGGUGAGGCUGAGUGCUCACUCCUAGUGAGCACACGUUACUCUCACACAUGGGGCAGCAGCGGAAGAGUCUGGAACAGAAGCAGCUCAAUCCAGGAUGAUGCCCAGAGAGGGAUUGUCACCAUCACCAUGGACAAGCUGCAGGCACAGGACUCUGGUGUGUACUGGUGUGCGCUCUACAGCCCCUUUCAACGCCCUGCAUUCACCCGGAUAAUGGAGGUCAGGCUCUUUGUGGACAAGAUACCAGCUGCAACGACUUUGUCAGUUACUACAGGCUCAAGUCAGAAAAACUCUUCUGGCAACAGCACACAGCCACGGAACACCAUCAUAAUCUCUGUGGCUCUGUGCAUCCUGCUCAUCCUGGCAUUGGUCAUCACAACAACACUGGGCAUCAGGCAGCGCAAGAAGCAGAAGACAGGAGGUAACAGACAAGCAGAGGACACGUAUGACAAACCAGAGAGCCCAGCACAGCUUGAGAGCACUGAAAGAAUGGGAAGAACCACAGAUGACAGCAGAGAUCUAAAUUACAUUACUCUGGACUUUAAAUCCCAGCUCAGCUCUGAUGAACCUCUCUACUGCAAUGUUGAACUGAGUCAGACUCCCAGGAAACCCACAGAGGAAAAUGUGGAAUAUGCCAUCAUUGCACACAAGCAGUUACCUAAGAAUGACAAAGGAUGAAGCACAGAAUUCUAAAGCAAUCCAGAAAUGGGAGAACUGCAAUAUAAAGUGGGAGUGGAGAACAGUACACGAACACUGGGGAAAGAAUUAAGGUUUUGCUGCCACAUGUACAUUGCCUAUGCAUUUUAAGACCUCUUUCUUUCCUUUUAGAAAUUUGUGAUAAGUGUGCAGAUCCUCUUAGGUCAGAGGUGCUUGGUAACUCUCAGGAUCAACUGCAUGUUUGCUUUUUUGAUUCCAUUAAAAUGCAGCCUCUCUGGGAGAGGCAGGUGUGCAGGACUCUCCCCUUGCUGCCACUGGGUUUGUUUGUAGUGGGUGGCAGAUAUGAGCACUGGGUUCUAGGAAUAAGCAGAACCAGCAUCUGCCUGAAGGCAGGUGGCUUGAGUGUACUGCACCAAGCUGAAACAGUGCUCUGCGAGUUGUGAAGCUGAGGGUCCUGCUGUAAGAAUCUGAGCACCAGGAGGUCUUCUAAGAACCAAACAGUGGUGCACAUCACAGUGCAUACCGUUUUUGAUACUUUAUGCAAAUUCCUACGUUUAUCAGCCUGCCUAGGUAAGAAAUAAGAUGGAAAGAGGCUUUCAAACUAAAGCUAAAUGCCCACCCAUUAAUCAAGAAAAAGGGCACAUGUGCUAGGUAUGGGUGUAGGAGGGAAAGAAGGUGAGGCACUACUGAGUGCAAGCACAGACAUUCCUUUAAAGACCUCCUCAUCAGAGGCUUUCAUUCUGUUCAAAAGCUUGUGGCUGGCUUGCUCUUACAGCUGUUCCUCAAGAAGACACAAACUGGCUGCUUGAACCAAAGCAGCAUGGAACAGAGACAAAUGAAAGAGCAUGGAAAAGAGAAAACAAAAGAUGAGUGUUUCUGGAGAAAGGAAGGAAGGGAGCACGUGGCACCACGUCCAAGGAAUGCACGGGGCACUGGGUGUUUUGAACAGCAUUUGCCAUCUGCCAACUGCACAAGUGAGCCCUGAGCCAGACAGGAGGAAAGUCCAUACAGACAGCAGCACAGAGCAAAAAAACUGACAGAAGAAAUCGGCAAUCCUGCCCACGGCAGGGGGUUGCAAUUAGAUGAUCCUUCAGGUCCCCUCCAACCCAAGCUGUUCUAUGAUUCUACCAUAAGCUUAGCAAAGUUUCAGGAAGUACUGCAAAGACACCAGAGGAAGAAGUAUGAGCACAAGAGGGCUGUUUUCAACAGCAGGUGAUACAAGAGAAAGGAAAUGCUGGUAAUUCAAGAGUAGAUUACUUACAGAUAUAAAUGUCCAAGUAAAUUGCAUACAUAAUACAUUUAUAAAUCCCUGGUGCAGCUCUGAUGCAGGCUUCCAAGAGUUGCCAAAGAACACUGGACUGGCAGGGACCUGACCAGCCCCCUGCUGUCCUGAAUAACCCCACCAUAAACCAGGACACGUACUCCCAAUGGACUUGCUCUCUAGGCUCCCAUCACACACCUCUGAAUCAACCAUUAGCCAGACUGAGAUGCAGCUCUGUGUCCCUACAGCACUGUGCUCUACUCACCCUGGCACCAAAUAAAAGCCCUGACACUUCCUAGGCUGCACCAAGCUCUGCAGAUAGGUGGCAGAUCAAAGACGUCUGGACCACCUGUUAUUCACAGGCCUGUCUUGCUAUGGCUGCAGCAAAGAUGCAGGUUUGUUCUUUGAGACUAUCAGAGUUGACCCAUUUAACUUGAAAUGAAAGGAAGAAAAUGGAAAAAAUCUGGAAAAGGACCUCAGGCUACGACUCCCCUAACUAUUCAUACAGUCAGUUACACUGGGUCAAACAGUAGAAUAGUAAUGGUAAAAAAUAAUAAAAUGCAAGAAAUACAUUUUCAGGAUCACAGUUGCUUCUCAUGAAAGAGAAUCCAGGCUUGAGCUUUUUGGUGCAAGAAAUAAAAAAAU
Messenger RNA from Lagopus muta (rock ptarmigan), 3118 nucleotides. Its product is annotated as CMRF35-like molecule 8. Gene Ontology annotation, molecular function: signaling receptor activity. Bases 85 to 1233 code for a protein of 382 amino acids. The transcript has 7 exons. Lineage: Eukaryota; Metazoa; Chordata; Aves; Galliformes; Phasianidae. The record is from RefSeq and is a predicted model, not a curated record. Gene Ontology annotation, cellular component: cell surface.